Fulvia fulva is the source of this 2400-nucleotide messenger RNA. Its product is annotated as Poly(A) RNA polymerase cid14. Gene Ontology annotation, molecular function: mRNA binding; poly(A) RNA polymerase activity. Bases 1 to 2400 code for a protein of 799 amino acids. Gene Ontology annotation, biological process: RNA 3'-end processing. The record is from RefSeq and is a predicted model, not a curated record. The transcript is spliced from 4 exons. Gene Ontology annotation, cellular component: TRAMP complex; nucleolus. Lineage: Eukaryota; Fungi; Ascomycota; Dothideomycetes; Mycosphaerellales; Mycosphaerellaceae.
AUGGCCGACACGUAUCGGCCUCCGCCACGCAACGGCGGCGGCCGUCGACAUACCAACGACGAUCCACCAUACCGCGCCAACUCACCACCCCGACGCGGCGAUGACUCGGGCUACAGUUUCCGCGGCGCUGCUGGAGGCGACAGCUAUCGUCCAGCACAGUUCACCUUCAACGCGCCCGGCCCACAAGCUCGCUUUCCUGACGUCCAGCCACCUGCGCGUAAGAAGCCAGGCAAGGGCUUCAACGGGCGACAGCAGAACAAGCCGCAUCAAGGCGGCCGUCCUGGCUGGCAGAACAAGCCGUUCUUCAAGCCACGCGCAGCACAUGACCGUGCUAUCUUGAAGCAUGUAGAUGACGACACCACCACAGAGCAGAUGACAGGCAUGAACGGUGACAAUCAGCCAAAGUUUGCCGAGUACAUCAGCAGCAGUGAAGAUGAGUCGGAAUCGGAUGACAGCAGCGACGAAGAUGAGAAUGACGGCGAGUCGCGUAAGAAGCGCGUCAAGACUGACAAGGCAGAUGGUGAUGAGAAGCCAAAGUGGUCCAAUCCCGAUCCGUAUAGUGUACUGCCGCCACCCGAUGCCGUUGCCGGUCCGAAGAAGGAUAUUGUGCAGACUAUCCGCAAGGCCAAGGUCGAAACAGCCGCACAAGCUGCUGGUACCAACGCCGUCAAGGAGAACGCAGACUUCAUCUCCUUCGACUUCGGCGAGAACGCUGAUGACGAUGACGAGGACGACGAUGGUCAGCACAGCGUCGGCGAGCCACCUGCACCAGCUUCCACCGACUACGUGAUGCCCACCGACCAAGAGUUGCUAGAUAGGUUCAACAGCACCCAGAAUAUGAAGGGUAACAAGCGUAAGCGAGGAGUUGAGGAAGCUACAAGCCUUGGCGAUAUCGUCGAGGAGUGGUUGCCCAACCAUACCAAUCCGACUCCGUGGCUCCAGCCCGAUCCCGCCUUCACCUCGAGUGUUGGUCUGAAGCUGCACAAGGAGAUUCUCGACUUCUACGACUACGUGCGCCCGCACAGGCACGAGGAAGAGCUCAGAGAUGGCAUCAUCGAUCGUCUCCAGCGCGAUCUGAAGUACUACCGCCAGGCCGGACAAUCUGUCGGCAACAUCGAGAUUCGAAGCUUUGGCUCGUUCCCAGCCGGUCUGUACCUACCAACGGCGGAUAUGGACCUCGUUGCGCUGUCAUCAGACUAUCUCGAUCAUGGACAAAAGUCACUUUGUCAGAAUAGGAAGCACAUGUGGAAGAUGUCUGAUCACUUCAAUCGCAGCACGCUGCCGGCUCCUGGCUCUGUAGCGCCAGUCAUUGGAGCCAAGGUACCACUGGUCAAGUUCGUCGAUGGACACACCGGCAUCAAGGUGGAUCUCUCUUUCGAAAACGACUCUGGACUGCAUGCCAACAAGACCUUUCAAGGCUGGAAGGAAGAGUUUCCCGAGAUGCCCGUGCUUGUCAUGAUCAUCAAGCAGCUCCUGGCUAUGCGCGGACUCAAUGAAGUGCACACUGGUGGCAUUGGCGGGUUCACCAUCAUCUGCCUCGUGGUGAGCAUGCUACAGCUUAUGCCCGAGAGCGUAAGAAACGGCAUGGACUUCAAUGCCCGCUAUGGCGAGCUUCUGCUCAACUUCCUCGACCUAUACGGCAAUAAGUUCAGCCUGAUGAACACCGGCAUCCAGAUGAAACCACCAGGCUACUUCAACAAGAAUGAUCGCCCUAGCAUCGGCAAAGCCAAGCUUGGCCGUCUCAUGAUCAUCGAUCCCAACCGCAAUGAUAACGACAUUUCUGGUGGUUCAACCUAUGCCAACAAAGUGUUUGAGACAUUCUCCGGUGCCCGUGCCGCCAUUCAACGUCGUCUCAACCAGGUCCGCGCCGGCCAGGCAGGUGACGGGAGCAUUCUGGGUUGUGUCCUGGGCGGCAACUACUCUUCCUUUAGGGAGCAACGCGACAGACUCGACCGUAUCGACCGCCAAGACGCAGCUCGAGAUCAACCACAACCGCAGUCUUACCGUCAGCCUCCACCAGUCCAGCAGUACUACAACGGCAUGUACGAACGCGCUCCGUCCCCGCGUCGUGGCCAGGCGUACGACCGUUGGCACAACGACUACUCCUUCCAGCCGCUGCCACAGCAGUACUCACAGUACCAGCAGUACCCACCGCCGCACGGUUUGCCCGCUCGCCCGGCACUAGCUCCUCACCGGGCGCCGGAACCUGCUAAUAAUGGUCCGGCUGGUAAGAAGCAGAAGCAGAAGAACAAGCCGAAGCCGAAGAAGGUCAAGCCAGUUGAAGCUGGACCCAGCACUGCAAAGGAGAAGAAACAGAAAGCGAAAACAAAGAAAAAGUCGAACAAGAAGGAAUCGAACAAGAAGACUACUGGCAAGAAAGCUGCCAAGAACGCAAAGUGA